Hevea brasiliensis (rubber tree) is the source of this 2620-nucleotide messenger RNA. RefSeq names its product putative disease resistance protein At3g14460. Lineage: Eukaryota; Viridiplantae; Streptophyta; Magnoliopsida; Malpighiales; Euphorbiaceae. The transcript is spliced from 4 exons. The record is from RefSeq and is a predicted model, not a curated record. Bases 85 to 2319 code for a protein of 744 amino acids.
AAGCAUCUAAGGUAUCUUGACCUUUCAUACACCUCUGUUAGAACUUCACCUGAGACAACAACCUUUCUAUGCAACUUACAGACUAUGCUGCUGAGAGGCUGUUGGCAUCUCAAGAAAUUGCCUUUAGAAAUGCAAAAUCUGAUCAACCUGCGUCAUCUUGAUAUCCAAGACACAUGUGUGGAAGGGAUGCCACAGGGAAUAGAAGAAUUAAAACGUCUUCGGACAUUGUCUGAUUUUGUUGUGGGGGAAGGUAACGAAGUCAGUAUAACAGCUUUGACGAAUUUAAAAUUUCUUCAAGGGACACUCCGCAUUUCAAGGCUGGAGAAUGUGGCUAAUGAUUCAGAUGUAAGGGGAGCCAUUCUAUUAGACAAGGAGAAAAUGGACGAUUUGGUGAUGGAUUGGGGGAUUUUUUAUUUUUGGAGUGGAUUGAAAUUUCAAAAUAUUCCAAAUGAAAUUUGCCACAGGGAAGUAAUUGAGAAGAUGAAACCUCACGGAAAUCUGAAAAAGCUCACCAUAAUUCGUUAUGGUGGUAUUCAAUUUCCAUCGUGGGUAGGGGAUCCUUUAUUUAGCAAUUUGGUGAGCCUAAAGUUGGAGAAUUGCUUCAAGUGCACAACCUUGCCGCAACUUGGGCUGCUUUCCUCUCUCAAGUACUUGGUUAUCAAAGAGUUUCCCAAUGUAAAAGUGGUUGAUCGUGAGUUUUAUGGUGAGGGUAUGAGCAAUUCAAAUCCUUUUCCGGCUCUCGAGACGCUGCACUUUGAGGACAUGUAUGAAUGGGAAGAGUGGAAGAUUUGUGGGUAUGAAUUCCCUCAUCUGCGCGAACUUUCUAUUGUUAGGUGUCCCAAACUGUUGGGAACAUUGCCCAGCCAUUUGUAUUCAUUGCAAAAGCUUGAUAUUAUAGAAUGUUGUGAAUUGGUGGUUUCAUUUGGAAGCCUUCCGGUGAUAUCUCUCUUACGCUUAGUAAUCAAUGGAUGCAGAAAGGUUGAACUGGGUGGAGGCUUUAGCUCGGCAAACAUGUUGAAUGUAACGGGACCAUUUUUAUUUCGACCAGAAGAGUUGAUGCGAGGCUUGAGAAAGUUAGAAACAUUAACUAUUGGUUCUGAUGUUUACAUCCCACGUUUCAAUAAUCUACAUUGGAAGCUUGAUGAGGGCAUCGCUGAAAAUGAAGAGUUGUUGCAAAAGGGCGUCGCUGAUAGUGAAAUAAGAAUUUUACAAUUUCAUCGUUGUGAAAGGCUUGAGAGACUACUGCCAUGGCUUCACAGUUUAAAGUCUCUGAGAAAGCUAUCUAUUGAAGGUUGCUUUAGACUUAUUUCUUUGCCAGAUGCAGUAAUUUACAGCAGUUUGUGUCUUGAAGAGUUGACAAUUGAUUAUUGUCAUUCUUUGAUUUCCAUUGGAAGACAUCAGCUGCCUUCAUCUCUAAAAAGGCUAAAGAUCAGUCACUGCACCGAAUUGCAGAGGCUGCUGGAUGUGGGAGAGGCUUAUUCCUCUUCUAGGGUUACUGAUGAGGAUAGUAUCAGCUGCAACACUAACUUAUCUAAUCUCCAGAAUUUGGAAAUCGAUGGCUGCAGCUCUCUUACAUUCUUAGGGGAGUUACCUGCUUCCCUUAAAUAUCUGGUUUUGAAUUGUUUCUCAUUUCACAGCAUAAAUGCAAAGAUAGAGUCAAUAGCUGAAAGGUUUGACAACAACACAUUUCUUGAAUCUUUUAAAAUCAGAUAUCUUCCUUAUCUUAAAUCCUUACCCAAGAAUCUGCACAUACUCAACAAUCUCCACCACAUUAAGAUAAGUCACUGUGAUAAGCUCAAAGUCCUUCCGGAUAAUAUGCACAAUCUCACUUCCCUUCAAGAAUUAGCUAUACAAGAUUGUCCAGGCAUUAUAUCCUUUCCAGAAGAAGGCUUCCCCACCAACUUGACAUCACUUUGUAUUCAUAAUGUCGAGAUUUAUACCCCUCUGUUUGCUUGGGGUUUGCACAGACUCACCUCUCUCAAGAACCUCAGUAUAGGCGGAUGUCCUGGUGUGUUGUCCUUUCCACAGGAUGAGAUAGAUAUGAAGUUGCCUACCUCUCUUACUAGCCUUAUCAUUGAAGAAUUCCAAGACCUGAAAUACCUUUCCAGCAAGGGUUUUCAAAGCCUCACAUCACUUGAAUAUAUGAGGAUCGUGAGAUGCCCUAAACUUGUCUCCUUUCCAAAGAAUGGUCUGCCUCCCUCUCUUUUGCAAUUGCAGAUCUACAACUGCCCUCUACUUCAAAAAAGCUGCCAGAAGGGUAAAGGGCGAGAGUUGCAAGAAUUAGCUCGCAUUCCAUUUGUGGAAAUUAUAGGUAGUUAAAAAAAAAGAAGAAGAAAGAUUAUCCUGCAUUCAAGGUGAGGAAUUAUGGUUUUAAGGAUUGUGCUUAAUACAGCAGAAACAUCUUUACAUGAUUCCGACAAAUGGCUGAAAAAAGUGGAAAACAGGUUCAAGACCAAAGAAUGGCAGCAUAUGACCUAGACCAAUUGAAGGACUGGCCAAAGGUUAUUUUCAUAUCUACACAUUUAAGAAAGCUUUAGAGUUUUGAUACUCCAAUCUCCAGGGCUAGCAAGCUCAAGGCCUGACCAAAGACUUGAAAAUAACAAGUCAUCCCAGCAUCAUC